Funneliformis caledonium is the source of this 141-nucleotide messenger RNA. The record is from the annotation of a GenBank genome assembly. NCBI's taxonomy places the organism in Eukaryota, Fungi, Glomeromycota, Glomeromycetes, Glomerales, Glomeraceae.
AAAAAUUUGAAACCUAAAAUAGAUGUUAAUGUGAAAGAAGUGAAAAAGCUUUUAAUGAGUAUUGUAAAUCAAACUAAAAUUUCUGGUAAAGACUCAAACAAGUCACUUAUUAAAGCUGUUUUACAGCAUCAUGUAUUUUGA